AUGGAUCCAUGCCAACACGAACAGCAUGAAGCACAUAAGGAAUAUGCCGCGUUGUGCCAACUACCAGGUUUGGAAGCAACUUUGCAAAGUUUGGGUGUCGAAGCAAAUGCUUUCUCAUGCAGCACGCAGCCGUCGGCAGCACGAAUGGCAAUCACAUGUUGCCGAGUCUUAAGGCAGGCAUUGCCCCAGGUCAUGCAUGAGGCGGGUGAGCCUAGUGAGACAAGACGACUCUUGACAUCCUUCAGUGAGCGCUAUGAGCAGUUGCUUGAGGAACAUAUGGGACUGCAGCGCAAGUGCCGAGAUUUGACUUCAAAGAACGUGAAGUUUGAAGCCUUAGCCCAGCAGGCAGAGGCCUGGCAGAGCGCCCAUCAAGCAGCCAUCGCCAGGAUCGAGGAGCUCUCUUCGGAAAAUGCAGACCUGAAGGAGCAGGCAAAGUUGCUCAAGCAGCAAGGGAUAGACCCAAAGGAGCGCUUGCAUCUGCAGCAGCGGCUCAUACAGAAAGAUGCAGAACUCCAGGCUUCCAUGCAUGCCAUGCGCAAAUUGGAGGAGGUCAUGGAGGAACAGAAUGCAUUGGUCGAGCAGAAUGCCAGUUUGAAACGGGAGCUGCGUGAGCUGCUCACCAGAGCAGAGGAAGCUCGAGAAUCACCCAAGGUAACCUCCGUAGCGCCUGAAACGAAUAAUAAUUUCAACCAGCUCUCAGACCUUUCUGCCAGAUGCCAUGCAGCAGAGACCGAGCUUAAAGAGACGUCUGCAGCCUUGGAGUUCUUGCUGAGGGAGAAAGGGCGCAGGUUGGAGGACGAAGAGUUUCUAGUAGAUCGCAGGCUUGUUGCCUCCAUGCUUUCAUUAUAUCACGAGCACCUGGCGUCUGGGCAGCGAGCCCUGGCUGAGCAGAUUCUGGCGCAAGCACUGUCCAUCCUCGGGGUGCCAAAGGAAGCUCAGAGGAGCCAAAGAUCAGCAGCUCAAGCUCGCUUAGCUGAACCACUUGGAGAUGCAUUCCUAGAUUUCCUGGAAAAGGAAGCCACAGAGUCUGGGACGGCAAUUCAUGCAGCAGGCGAGCAGACCUUGACAGGAUCUACUCUCCUCCAGCCUGUUACGGAGACAAAGCAUUCAUCUUGA
This is a messenger RNA of Symbiodinium pilosum, 1116 nucleotides long. The record is from the annotation of a GenBank genome assembly. Lineage: Eukaryota; Dinophyceae; Suessiales; Symbiodiniaceae.